CCCCCUCCGGGUUGCCGGUUUCCAGCACCUCUAUUUUAAGGCACUAUAGCACAGCAGCUGUGGCCUCAGUCCCCGCCUUCAGUGCUUUGGCUCGCGUGCCUUCCCCACUUCUCCUAAGGACCUUGCCAGCAUGGGUCCCUGGCCCGGCUUGCCGCUCGCCGCUCUCCUGCUGCUCCUCUUCGGCGCUAGCAACGUGCACUGCGACACUCCUGCCAACUGCACCUACCCUGACCUGCUGGGCACCUGGGUCUUCCACGUGGGCCGCAGCGGUUCUCAGCGCGAGGUCAACUGCUCGGUUAUGGGACCACCAGAAAAAGAAGUCGUGGUGCACCUUAAGAAGUUGGAUACGGCAUAUGAUAACUUUGGCAAUUCUGGCCAUUUCACCAUCAUUUACAAUCAAGGCUUUGAGAUUGUGUUGAAUGACUACAAGUGGUUUGCCUUUUUUAAGGAUGUCACUGAUUUUAUCAGUCAGUUUUUCAUGCAACUGGGAACUGUGGGGAUAUAUGAUAUGCCACACCUGAGGAACAAACUGGUUAUUAAAUAGAGCAUCUGUUGAGGGGCUUUUUUAAAACCACAGCCAAAAACAGACUUUGGGGCUAAGAGGCAAGAGGCAGAGCAGCAUGCGGCAGUGGACCUACCUACCUCUAACAGCUAGCAGAGGCCUCUAGCAGCUACAGUCCCUUCUGGAGUCUUUAUGUGCAUGUAACAUACAAAGGAGUCCUGGUAACCUACCUCCAAGGCAGCUGCCCUCCUGAACACUUCCUUGGAAAGCAGCAACUGCCAUUCUGGAAUGUGAACAACCAAAGACCAAGCAGGAAAAAGAAAAAAAACCUGGAAGUCUUAGGUGGCUUCGCCCUUCAGCCUUUGAAUAAAAGGAACAAUAUGCAACAUACAUUUCUUUCUUAUUUUCUCUUUUGAAAACUCUUCUGUUGAAAUGAUUUUUUCAGACUGCUUUUAGGACUUUACUUAUUUGUUUUAUUUUGUUAACAGUGCAAAUUUUACUCACAGUUAAAUGAACUUCCCAAGUGCCUUCUCUUUCUCUAAUUACCUUGAGGAGCCCCGACACCUAUUAUAAGAAUAAAAUUAGGCUUCAGAAUAUCUUGAGAUGUACAGAUACAUCAUGGGUGGGAAGAUGGUCCCAGGGGGACAUGUUUGGGGGAGGAGGCUUUCUGAGAUAAACCAAACGGCUGAAGGGUCUCUUUUUAUAGAUCAUAGAUCUGCAGUACCCCUGCCCAGAAAGAUGGUAUGAUUAAUACAUUUUUUUUGGUGUUUUUUAAAAUUAGGUGCCAGCCUUGUGCUAAGAACUUGACAUGCUUUAUGUUACAAAAAUCCCACGAAGUAGAUAUUACUAGCUUCAAUUUUCAGAUAGGGAAAAUUAGUCUCAUACAGUGCUUAAACUCACACAGCUUCUAACUGUAGAAUGAUAUGGGCUGUUUGUCAAGUUUGUUUCACAAACAAGUAUUGGUACUUGAAGUCACAUUUUGGGCAGGUUUUCUGGUGAAUCAUAGUCUGUAAGCAUCACAAAUGUUAGUUCAGUGCACUGUAUUGGCUCUUGUUGAAAUUUUAGGAGAAGAAUUGGCUUGAACCUUAGAUUUCCUUACCAAAUGAGGCUACUGACUUUCUUUCCUAAGCCCAGGUCCCUUAUUCAAGACAAAAAUUUACUUUUUCCUUCUCUUUAUGGUUCUCCAAAUUGAAGGAGAGUUUUGUAACCUUCAAGUUAAGUACCCUUGCUAAGUUUACUUUUCUUUUUUUUUUUGCGGUACGCGGGCCUGUCACUGUUGUGGCCUCUCCCGUUGCGGAGCACAGGCUCCGGACACGCAGGCUCAGAGGUCAUAGCUCACGGGCCCAGCCGCUCCGCGGCAUGUGGGAUCCUCCCGGACCCGGGCACGAACCCGUGUCCCCUGCAUCGGCAGGAGGACUCUCAACCACUGCGCCACCAGGGAAGCCCAAGUUUUCUUUUCUUAAUUACACUAUUGUUCAAACUGAUUGCUGUCUUUUAGGUCUUUCCUGUUAAUAAACAAUGGACUAGUCUCCUCCUCAUUUGUUUAGAGCUGAUUAAACAUCAGCCUUGGCAAACCAAAAAUGUGGGGCUACACCUAAUUCUUAUUGUCUGGGAGGACUUUUCUGCAUCCCUUGAAUUGCUUCUUGAGUGGAAGAGUCUUUCUCUAGAUAGUAGGUUGUCAUUACUUUAUUGGUUCAGAUAAUUAUUUAUAUCAUUUGAGAGGCACUGGUCUGCUGUUCUGGGAAGGUUAUAUCUUAUAAAAACUAAAUAAGAGUACAUCCGACUGCCACCUGGAUACUUUCUUCUCUCCUGAUGAUUCUUUUUUUUUUGCGGUACGCGGGCCUCUCACUGUUGUGGCCUCUCCUGUUGCGGAGCACAGGCUCCGGAUGCGCAGGCUCAACGGCCAUGGCUCGUGGGCCCAGCCGGUGAGCGACAUGUGGGAUCUUCCCGGCCCGGGGCACGAGCCCGCGUCCCCUGUAUCGGCAGGCGGACUCUCAACCACUGCGCCACCAGGGAAGCCCUAUCCUGAUGAUUCUUUGUCACUCAGGUUCUUGAUGCCACCUCUGUGAAAUUCCCCAGCUUUCUCCCUUACUGGGAGGAAUGCUCUUAUUUUGGUUCCAAUCGUACUUUGCAGGUAUCUCUGCCCUGGUAGUACUAACUCUGCUGUAAAAGGAAUGACUUGAUAGCGUGUCAUCUUCUUCCAGACUGAAGAUCUGUGUAUCUUCAGCACCUAAUGCAUGUAGAACUUUAUCUUGGAACUUUAGUUUGGAAAAUUAUCCACAUUUCUCUUGUCUUUUCAAAGACUUCAAAAGUAAUACCAGCUUACAAAGAAUUAAUUCUAUAGGGUUCUAGAAGCCCAAAUCAGGAACGGUGCUAUGUUUAUAUUUUUGGUCCUCUGUUCUAAAAAAAAUAUUAGGUUACAUACUUACAGCGUUCUGUAAGAGUUGUGUAUUUUCAAACUGAUUGUCCAGAUGUAAAUACUGACAAAGCAACCAAUGUGUAUAAGAAUAUAUUUAGCAAGGCAUCUAAAAUCACCCCUACUAAAGUGUUUUUUUUCCCGUUUCUUUGAGUAUCUUUGCAUCUAAAUGUUUGGUUUGAUUAUGAAAGAGAAAACUUGGGUACAAAAUUGCAGGUAUUUGUGUUAGUAGGCCCCAUAAUAGAUUACUGUUUAGCAUUCUCUGUUGUAAUUGCCUGUUUGUCCUUUCCUCUGGCCUUUAAACUCCUUGAGGGCAAUGAUCAACGUUGUAUUAAUGACCAUUUUAUUCCUUAUGUAUAGUUCAAUAUGUGAUAAAUAAUAGGGCUUCAAUAAAUAUUUGUAAGAGAAAGAAAA
Molecule: messenger RNA, 3332 nt
Organism: Orcinus orca (killer whale)
Lineage: Eukaryota; Metazoa; Chordata; Mammalia; Artiodactyla; Delphinidae
Gene: CTSC
Product: cathepsin C
Exons: 4
Coding region: 131-544 (137 amino acids)
Cellular component (GO): lysosome
Molecular function (GO): cysteine-type endopeptidase activity
Source: RefSeq, a predicted model, not a curated record